Molecule: messenger RNA, 3819 nt
Organism: Oncorhynchus kisutch (coho salmon)
Lineage: Eukaryota; Metazoa; Chordata; Actinopteri; Salmoniformes; Salmonidae
Product: fos-related antigen 1
Exons: 6
Coding region: 697-1755 (352 amino acids)
Biological process (GO): regulation of transcription by RNA polymerase II
Cellular component (GO): nucleus
Molecular function (GO): DNA-binding transcription factor activity, RNA polymerase II-specific; RNA polymerase II cis-regulatory region sequence-specific DNA binding
Source: RefSeq, a predicted model, not a curated record
GUGUCAUUCCGCUGACUGACCUCCUUAAGGCAGUGUUCCCUAGAUUUGUGUGUUCAAGAAAAAGAAAGUGGCUGCAAAGUAUGGGGCAGAGAGCGUGCUUUCCACUCCUGUUAUGGGUUAGCUGACAAUAACACCAAAACAAUACACACGCUUCAAUUGGACAGAUGUCCGUGAGUUGUUGUGAUUCUGGAUGGCCAGAUAGCUACCAACAAUGACAAGAAACUGCCAUGUGGGGAUUGGGAAUCGUACUUUUGUAGGUUCGGGAGCUGAAGAAAUUCAUAUUGGUCCCUAAGACCCUCACGAACUUUUACAGGUGCACAGUUUAGAGCGUCCUGUCCAUAGGACGGCAACUGCACCGACCGCAACCGCAGGGCUCUCCAGAGGGUGGCGUGGUCUGCCCAACGCAUCACCGGGGGACACAUACAGCACCCGAUGUCCUUCAUGAUAUUUUUCGCCUUCCUGUGACAUCAACCAACCGAGCCACGGCCUGUUCACCCCUCUAUCAUCCAGAAGGCGAGGUCAGUACAGGAUACAUAUUUUCAGAUCCUACCAACUUCCCGCAACAAGGAGGGUUUCCCCAACGUUUGAAAAGUGAACGUGACACUACUCGAACGCUUCGUUCACUUUACCGCUUGCUCUUCAUAAAACUCCUCUGGGUUACUUUGCAUUCAUCGGGGUGGCAGUUUACAAUCAAAGAUGUACCGGAACUUUGGGGACAUGGGCCGCGGAGGCAGCUCUACGUACCCCAACAGCGACUCUGGGUCCCCACACACCGGAUCGAGCGCUGUAUCCCAGGACACCAGCACCUCAACCACUCAACAACAUCAGAAGUUCACUGUGGCAGGAGGCAGUCAGUUUAUUCCCAGUCUCAACGACAUCACUUCCAACCAAGACCUCCAGUGGUUGGUCCAGCCCUCCCUCAUCGGUCCAGCUGGCCCCUCGCGGCCUCCACGUCCUCCUUACCCACCUGUAGCAGGAAUGAGGUCCUUCAACCCCUCACCUUCCCAACCACACCUUUACAGACCAGGGGUCAUAAGGGCCGCGGCAAGUUCUGGAAGCACGACCAGACGCAGGAACGAUGAACAUUUGUCCCCAGAGGAGUUGGCAAGACGCAGAAUAAGGAGGGAGCGAAACAAACAGGCAGCUGCCAAGUGUCGUAACCGCCGACGUGAGCUGACAGACACGCUGCAAAGUGAGACAGACGAGUUGGAAGUUAAAAAGUCCCAUCUGCAGAAGGAGAUUGCUCAACUACAGAAGGAGAAAGAAAAGCUAGAGUUGGUCAUAGAGGCCCACCGUCCCAUUUGCAAGAUCCAGGACUCUGACUUGGAUUCUGACCCAAGCUCAGGGCUUCCCUCAUUAGGAAUUAAAAUCGAGCCUGAGGACCUACCACGGUCCUCAGUAAAGAGCCAAUCAAAGAUUAAGAAGCCCAAACCCCAAAUUAUUAUCCCUGCUCGUCCUGUGACAUCCUUUACCGUCCCCAUAGAAUCUGAGUCCCUUCACACCCCAAUUCUUAUUUCUACUCCAUCUCUUACUCCUUUCAUGGCUAGUCUGGUCUUCAGUUAUCCCUCUGGCUCUCUAGACUCCAGUUCCACUAGUUCAUCCCAGGCUCUACCGCCUCUGCCAUCUUCCUCUCAACAGGAUGUGGCCCAGCAGUCUCGAAACCCCCAGCCCUGUAGUAUUGCCCAUCGCCGUAGCAGCAGCAGUGGGGACCAAUCAGAUCACUCCCUAAACUCCCCUACCAUCUUCACACUGUGAUUUAACGGGCUUCCAUAUUGGAAAAGACUGAGUGACAACACUGGCAGUUAUGAAGAUGACGACGAUUAUGACAACGACAUGGGUGCCAUACAAAAGCUAACACACUGACACUCACAAAGCAUUAUGGUGACGCAAACGACUCAUAUUUAAAGGAUUGUAUUGUUACACUAUUUUUUUUGUUUUCCCUGAUGCAUUUAACAUCUGACUAACUAUGUGUUAUGCUCAAAACCCAAGAGGUAGAAUUGUGCAAAUGUUCAAACAAAAAUGCAUCAGCUUUGUGCACUUUGUCAAUAAUGGUGAUAUUUCUGAAUUUGAAAUGUAGGAACCACAGCAAUUUACUGAAGCCUUACAUGUUCUGUAUGAACACUGGCCUUUAUUACCUAUAACAACAUGGUAAUAAACACAUUGGUUUUGUUUUAGGAUAAUCAUACAUGCGUGCCAAGUUGUAAUCUUUCUCAUGUAUGCUAUUUUUAUAUAAAAAAAUGUAUACAUAUUGUAGUUUAAUACAAUAGAAUUUAUUUCAUUUAUGCAAAACCGCAUUAUUCUGGGAACAUAUAAGACAACUAAGGCAGGACCAUGGGAGUAAAUAUAGAAUAUAUAUAGACAUGUAUUUGAGUGUGUAGUGUAUAUUUUUGAUAAUGUGUUCUCUUUUGACUGUGGGUUUAUAGUGGGCAGUGCCUUCAUUUUGAUGCGAUCUUACAAAGCAAUGCAAUAAAAGACUAUAAAGACAAGGUUACGGAUGUUGAUUUGGUGGUGAUCAAGUAUGUUUGAUAAUGUACCGAUGCAAAUAUCACAUUGUCAAGUCCAAGCAAAUUCUAUGCUUUAAAAUAGUACAAAAGGGUUAAAGAAAAUUCCUUAGUGUUAAACCAAUUAGUUAGUAGUUCCAUUUUGAAUAGAUCCUGCUUGAUGCUGCUGCCUAGCAACCUUACAGAAGGGGGUAAUGGAUGCUGGGGAGGAAAGGGAGUGGCAAACUGGCCAUUCCUCUAUGGUUGUCCUUGUAAAAGGCAAAGAACUGGAUCACUGGCAGAUACAAACAGAUGAAAAGAACACAUUAACAUUUCAGAUGUGCCGAGUAUGAAAGAUAACGAGCAAGAAGAAAAUGAGGUCACAAUGAGACAUCUUGGUUUGAUUGAAUGGGAAAGCAUGUUUACAGUAAGAGGGAGUCCAGGAAAGUAGAGGAGUAGAUCAUAAUGAGUCUAGUAAAUGGAGAACUGUUUACCAUGACCCUGAUUCCUGAACACAAGAGUUCUCUUGUUACUGUACUUCUCGCAAAUGAAGUGAGUCACUCACUCACACGGGGCCCAGAGAGCAUAUGAUAAGUAUAGGGGUUAGAAGAGAGAGUGCCUAUGUGUGUUCCUCGCUGUCAAAGGAGCUCUCUGUGUUUCACUAAGUUGAUGAAAGUGUUACUGUCCACUCCAGAUCUCCUUGCUGUGCAAACAGGUCCAACAAUACAUCUGAUGAAUAUCCACAAUGUCAGGCUGUAUGACAUGGACAGGAACAUCAAUCAACUGCAGUCUGGGACAAACAGAUCGCGAGAUCAAUCAAUCACUCACGUUACACCAUGUAAAAUGGCCUUCCUGCACACACAAAGGUCAUAACACGAUUGAGUGUCUCAGCCAGUGUAUUUAAAGGUCUUCAAUGCACUACGAGCAGCCCACCAAUUAAAGCCAAAAAAGCAAAUCUUAUCCAAUCCAGGAGCAUGUUCUAUAUGCACAAAACAGAAAUGUGUAUUCAUUAAUGAAGUAAUACUGAUAGGUCAAGUUAAUGAAGACAAUGAGAGAGUAGCUCUACAGAAUUACCACAAAACAUGAGUUAUAUUGGGAUCCUGACUACUGGCAACUUAUACAGAGAAUGUGAAGCAGUUAUAAUAAACAUAACAAUAAUAAAGAAAUGUGUCUUGCCUAGUCGCCAGCAUCUAUAAAUCCAUCAUCUCGUAAACUCCAGUCUAGACCUACCAGUUUGAUACAAAAGUGGCUGGUUGAGAACUGCCUGGGCAGUUCAGUUCUGAGUGAGUUCAGUUCAUAGGUGCAGGUGUAAGACACAAACCAGCGGUGCCAUGUUUAG